CCCUCUCCCUCCCUUCCUCUCCCUCUCUCUCCCCCUCUGCCCUGCUGUGAGUAGGUGGUUCCUUGUUGUACUUGAUUGGUGUGAGUCUAUAUAGGAGGACAGACGUUCUUACAGGCUCAGAGUCUGGUGGUGCCCGCUUGCCACACGUUCCCAAUAGGACUACCUGUUUUUUUUUUUCUCUGUUUUCCUGAGAGGAUUUACUUUGUUCUGACAGCAUGACGGAGAGGAGGGAUAAGAGAGGGAGAAAGAAGGGAGGUAAGAAAGGACAAAAGGAGAAAGAGGCGGAUCCCACUAAAGCUGCAGCUCCAAAGUUAAAACCGAUGAAGUAUCCAAUAAAAGUGGACGAGGGACAAAAGCUCACAGUUAAGUGUGAGGCCACAGGGAACCCUCUCCCCACCUACAGAUGGUUCAAAGAUGGCAACGAGCUGAAGAAAAACAAAAAAGUUAAAAUAAAGAACAGCCAGAAAAACUCUAGAGUCCAGAUCAUCAGAGCAAACCUAGGAGAUUCUGGGAAUUACACAUGUGUGGUGGAGAACCCGCUGGGAAAGGACAACUCCACUGGCACUGUUAACGUCCAAAGCAGCUCAGGCCACACCAGAAGAUGCAACGACACAGAGAAGGCCUACUGUGUGAACGGCGGCGACUGUUACUUCAUAGAUGGUGUAAAUCAGCUCUCCUGCAAGUGUCCAAAUGACUUUACUGGUGAUCGCUGUCAAACCUACGUUAUGGCCAGUUUCUACCAGCAUCUUGGGAUUGAAUUUAUGGAGGCAGAAGAACUCUACCAGAAAAGAGUCCUGACAAUCACGGGUAUUUGUGUGGCUCUGUUGGUGGUGGGCAUCGUGUGUGUGGUUGCCUACUGUAAAACCAAGAAACAAAGAAAGAAGAUGCACAAUCAUCUGCGACAAAACAUGUGUCCAGAACACCCCAAUCGCAACCUAGCUAACGGACCCAAUCACCCAGGACCAGGCCCAGAGGAAAUCCCUAUGGUAGAUUACAUAUCAAAGAAUGUCCCUGCAACUGAACGAGUCAUACGGCCUGCAACAGAGGGAUCAUUCCCUGCGAGCCAUGCGUCUUCAAGAUCUCACAACUCUUCCACACGUGCCCAUUCAUCAACUCACAGACAUGAGGAACGGACAUGGAGCCUGGAACACUCUGACAGUAUCCUUUCUGACUCGCCGGGAAUGAUGUCGUCAUCCGUGGGGACCAGUAAAUGCAGCAGUCCUGCGUGCAUGGAGGCGCGGGCACGGCGCGCUGCACACUGUGGUUACUCUGACCCCCAUCGGCCGGCCCUACAGUACGGGGACUCCUUCGACUCGCUGGGAGACUCUCCGCACAGUGACAGAUACGUGUCAGCCCUGACGACACCAGCCCGCCUCUCGCCAGUGGAUUUCCAUUACUCAUUGCCCCCACAGGUGCCUACCUUCCAGAUCACAUCCCCCAAUGCCAGCCAUGCCAUGUCUCUCCCUCCUGCUGUCCACAAUCCCUACCCUCUGGAGGAUGACCAGCCUUUGCUGCGCCGCUAUCAGGUGCCCCUUCACGAUGCCCAGUGCCAGGAGCCCUACCGGCAGCAGCGUCGUACCUAUCUAAAUGACAGCAGGGGAAGCCUGCCUUCCAGCCCCUACCGGCUGGCUGAGGAUGAAGACUAUGAGACCACCCAGGAGUAUCUCUCCUCUCGGGAGCAACCAAAGAGAAGUGGGUCCAGUGGAACCGGUAGCCGGCGCUGGCGGAGAUCCAGACUGAAUGGCCAUGUGGCCCCACGUGGAUAUGAGGCAUCUCGGGACUAUGGGUCUCGAAGCUGCCUAACAGAUAGUGAGUCAGAGGAGGACGGUGAGAGCACGCCCUUCCUCAGUAUGCAGAACAUGAAUGCCGAGCCCUCCACCAUCUACAAGCCGGUGGACAGUCGGACUUCUCACUCAUCGGGGCGGCACAGUGGGCAUGGGAACAUGCAUACAAGACUAACACACUCACGCUCAAAACCGGACAAUACACCCCAUUAAAGAGUGAAAAUGAACCAACAAAAAUCAAUAUAGUAUAGACCUGCAUCUAUAAGAAAUAUUUUUAUUUUAUAUAACUGACAGAUAUUCUAAACAAAUGAAAUAUUUAUUUUCAUUUUAGCAAAAGUUGUCUACUAGUUAACAGCAAAGACUUUUUUAUAGGGAAAACUCUAUUUAUAUGUACAUUUUGAUUUACAGCAUAAAAAGAUGUGCCAGUUUUUUCACAACGUAAAAAAUAGAGUAAUAUUGUGGUGCCUUUUGCUGUAUGCCGAUGCCAGAGGGCCAGUGGAGGUUUUUGUAGCCUUUCUUAUAUGGACGCCUCAUUUUUUAUACACGUUUCUGUUUUUUUUUUCCUCUCUGGUUUCCUGUAUUACUUUCUUUCCAGGUUGCAUUCUUUGAGGAGUCUAGCCCCACUGGAACAUAACCCCUUCCAUAUCACGCAAUAUACACCACUUCAACAUAAAGUGUAUGUUUACAUUAAUAUGAUUCGCCUGUAGGGUUUUUGAUUUGGGAUUUCAUAGAACGCCUGAUUAAUACAAUGUAAAUCCUUUUUGCCCUCUGACUAAUGUCUACCAAGAGAGAGAGCGAUUGAAAGAGAGAUAGAAAAUUUGUGGUUUGUGUGUGUGUGCGUGUGUAAAAGCCUGUGUGUAUGCGUGUGCGCAUGUCAGUUUGCUUGCAUGUAUUUGUGAUUGUUAGAUGAAUUUCAUUGUUUGUUGCGGAAACAUCAAAUGUGUGGGUCUACUGGUGUCUCAGCAGAGCUGACAGAAGAGUGUCCCAGAGGCUCACAGAAUAGUGCUUUAUCAGAACCGUGACCCCUAGUGUAGGUGGACAGGUGAGGCUGCUGUAGGGUUGUAUGUUAUGCAGGUCAUUGCCUGAUGUGUUUACAGAUAUCCUCCCCCUUUCCCAGCCUGCCCCAGCGAAGUCCCUUUUAAUUGUCAGCAGGUUUUCCUCAUGUUAGCCUGUUAUGAGGCCAACAAACACUGAGCCACUUGGCAAAGGGUGACCCCUGCCAUCGGAGGUGGUGGCAAAACAAAAGAUUUCAUCUGUUUUCACUCAACUCCUACCCUAAUCUUUCUGUGUCCAUUCUGUUUUCGUGGCUCAUGGUAAAGGGCCACACAGUGUCUCAGGAUUUCCACAUACCCCCCGCCCCCCCCAAACCCUAUUCACCCUCUUCCUCUACUUAAGGUCUACCUAAGACUAAGGUUCUCAGAUGCUGAGGGUCUAAAUGUUAUCAUACAGCCAGUUCCCUCAACACUCCCAUAGAGAAAGAAGGAAAGUCAAGUGGAAGCAGCUCAGUGGAGAACAGUACAGAACAUAUUAGACGAUAUAAAUGAAAUAGCUGUGAAACUUUGGAGGAUCAUACAAUGCAAAAAUAUGCAAACUUUCUAUUUUGCUGUUUGAUUACAUCAUUUUCUAAGAGGUGACUGUAGUGUGUUGUGUGUGAAAAAACUAUGUGAUGCCUAUAGUAUAGAAUGAAACAUGAUAUAAAUGCAUAUUUACAUGAGUUAUUUUUUAAAGCCAUUAUGCAGCCAUCUAUGAAGUUGUCAGCCUUUCUUGUUCACAUACUCAUGUCCAUUGAAUGACUGUGUCCAUGAAUUAUUUUAUCACUUGGUUUAGACCGCUCCACUUUACAUGCACACUUCCAAGUAAUGUCAAAUAGCAUCCAAAUAGUGUCUCCUCCAAUAGUACUGUGUACUGCUUUGUCUUGUCGAAAGAUCUAGUAAUUUCAAAUCUAGUCCGUAAAUGAUAAUAAUUUAAAAACGUAAACAGAAUCAUUUAAGCCCUCUCUCCUCCACUGAAGGAAUAGUAAAUAUUUAAAAGAUAAUUCAAGAAAUGUCAAACCCAUUACAAGUGACUCACUGAGAGAGGACAGCUGAUGAUGUUUCAUCACUGUUUGUAUGUUUCUAUGCUGAAUGCUGAGUUAUCAAAAAUCUUAAAAAGAUUGUUCUGCAAUUCUAUCUGCUAUAUGGUAAAUGCACAGUGGUAUUGUUAUAGAGAAUGGUCUUUGGUCACACCUCACUUGCAGAUAUUUCAGAGUUUCUCACCUCUGGGUCUAAUUUUGUAUGUCUGAAAAAUGCAAAAGAGGACAGUCCUCCGCUAGUUUAAGUGUGAUACUCCCCUCACUUUGCCAGUUCUCUCACGCAAUUGAGAUGGUAACAGGCACGUCCUGCCAGUCUCUUCUGUUUAAUUUUAUGACCACCCCAAACCCCUCAACCCCCACCUGAACCCACCCUCGCUUGAAAUGUUUGAACACCUCUCCUCUGCAUGUCCUUGUGGUCAAGGUUAGAUGGGUGCAUGGUAAAAAAGCAGCAGACAAUUCUUUUCCAGUCAGUGAAAGUGUAUUUCAUUUAACAUUCAGCAAUAAAAAAGAACCUUUCCCCAUGUCAUUCCUGAAAUAUGCUAGAAAAAAAAAAAGAAAAAAA
Molecule: messenger RNA, 4417 nt
Organism: Xiphias gladius (swordfish)
Lineage: Eukaryota; Metazoa; Chordata; Actinopteri; Istiophoriformes; Xiphiidae
Gene: nrg2a
Product: neuregulin 2a
Exons: 11
Coding region: 216-1997 (593 amino acids)
Biological process (GO): intracellular signal transduction; animal organ development; nervous system development
Molecular function (GO): signaling receptor binding
Source: RefSeq, a predicted model, not a curated record